AUUAGCCUCGAUAGGUAAAUAAUGCUAUUUGACUUGGUCGACGGAACACUAUCUGAUCUUCUAAAAAGUUAUAAACAGUGAAAAAUAUGGGGUGCUUGAGUAGUAAAGACCGUUUAACCAAAGAAGACAUGGAGUUCUUAAAAACCCAUACGAGAUAUGACGAGGCUACUAUUAAAGAGUGGUAUAAAGGAUUUAAGCAAGAUUGUCCCAACGGCCGAUUGACGCCAGCUAAAUUUGUCGAUAUGUAUAAAAUGUUUUUCCCAUCCGGAAAUGCGGAAGAGUUUUGCGACCAUGUCUUUCGUACAUUCGAUAUGGACAAAAAUGGAUAUAUUGACUUUAAGGAAUUUUUACUCGCAAUAGAUGUAACUUCAAGCGGAACACCAGAGGAAAAGUUAAAGUGGGCCUUUCGAAUGUACGAUGUCGAUGGCAAUGGUGUCAUAGACAUACAAGAAAUGACCAAAAUUGUUCAGGCAAUUUAUGACAUGCUAGGAGCGUGCUCAUCUAAUCGUCCAGCUGAUUCAGCAGAAGAAAGAGCAAAAAAUAUUUUUGCAAAAAUGGACGAAAAUAACGAUGGUCAAUUAACCCAAGAUGAGUUCUUAAAAGGAUGCUUGCAAGAUGAGGAGUUGUCAAAAAUGUUGGCACCAUAAACAAUUAUAUCCUACAAUAUGUGUGUAUUUGAUGAAAUCAGUAAUGAAAUGUAUAAAUAUUUAAUUUAUAUUUCUUAUACUAAAAUUAAACUACUAUAAAACUAUGAAAUCAUUAAACUAUUUUGAGUGUGCGUCAUUAAAAAUUAUUCAAUAUUUUUAGUUUUAACAUGUAUGCCCUUAAUUUCCCAGAAAAUAUUACUUUUACUUACAUUACAUUAUUUGACAUAUUGACAAUCAUAUUUGAAAAGAAGCGGAAUAUUUAUACAAGCGUUUUUUGUAAGCUUUUAAAUGACAAAAAGCAAACGACUCAACAAAUUGCUGAAUGUUCCUAGCAUUAGGGAUUUGUAUCCAGUAAAAACUUAAAUAGUUUUUUGUUUUAGCCAAAGUAGAAGGUAGAAACUGACCUAUAUCGAC
Drosophila serrata is the source of this 1061-nucleotide messenger RNA. Its product is annotated as neuronal calcium sensor 2. The record is from RefSeq and is a predicted model, not a curated record. Gene Ontology annotation, molecular function: calcium ion binding. NCBI's taxonomy places the organism in Eukaryota, Metazoa, Arthropoda, Insecta, Diptera, Drosophilidae.